GGCCAAAUUACACAUGGUGGCAACAUGGCGGAUUCUUUGUCGCCAGCUGAAGUUUUGUAGCGUUUUACAACACUCUUCUUUGUUUUGGUUUUGGAUACUUGCAAAAAUGGUUCGGCAUAGGAAAGGAAAACACGCCUUAGAUUCUUCUAAAGAUCAUGAUGACAGAUCUAAAUUCACACGGCGCCGAGGAAAGCAACCUUCAUUGAAACCAUUUCUGCUGUUGGCAGCUGUUUUUGGAAUUCCUCUGUGUAUAUUCGGAGCGUUUAAACUUUGGAAUUACAGAUUAUCUACCCGUCUUUACACUCCGCUUAACGCACCGUUAGUUAUAAACAAAUCUGAGAGUGACAUGAGCCGCUUCUGGGGAACUUAUCGUUCCAAUUUGUACUUUGGCCUUAGGUGAGAAUCAGAAAUUAUGUCAAUUUUAGUUAAAUUUUCAGGGCUAUUCUAACAACAACGCCAAUUGCUAAGGGGGACUUUGAAAUUUAUGACUGAGCGGGUGACUACACUUUGAUAUCUGGAGUACUUCUUAGGGAUAUGGCAAAAAAUUCCCUUUUUUGUGGUUGGAAAGAAAAAACAAGCUUUUCUGAGGAGGGGAGAUGGAACAGUGCUGGGACUUUCUUUGGGCUAAAAGUCAGGGUCUGGCUAUUAAAUGGAAUGGACGUCAAUAGUUUAAUGUAAGAUAAACUUAGGGUGUGUUACUUUGGGUAGAUCUGACAAUAGAUUUUUGAUAUUAAAAGCCUGAAAGGGACUUCACAUGCCUUUUGGCAAAUGCAAGUCCAAGAUUUCUGAACUUGUGAAUCCUUGCUGGAUUUAAAAUCCACAAUAUUUUCAGAUGGGAACUGGAAUUACUCUACAAACUCACUUGUUGAUGUAGUAGGCACUUGAUUGUGUUAGUGCAACAAAACUCUAUUUGCCACGGAUAGAAGACUCACGAAGAUCUUGAAUUCCCUGAUAUUCGUUGAUUAAGAAAGAUCUGCUUUUAAAGUGUCAUAGGAGGUCUUCCACCCUAUUUGAGCUCAUGUAGUGAGAUAGGUACCACAGCAAGAAAACCUUUCAGGAACUUACGUGCUUGUCUUAACAUGGCACACAAAAGUGGCUUUGAUACUUAUCUAUUAUGCUUUAUUGGAGAACAAAAAACUUUGCAUAGUUUUUAACAUUUUCCCCUCCUUUCUCUGUAAUUCAUGUGUUACUAGUGCUUUGAUUAUGUUGGCACUAUUUGAGUUCCCAACCACAGACUUUUCCACAUCAUUUCUUGGGAGACCAUCAUAUUAAAAAAAGAGGAAGGAAAUCUACAAUCCUCACCAAAAAUCCUUGAAACCCCUAUUUAUGCACAUCCCUUUCCUUCUGCAAUGAUGAGAUGUGAUUGCAAAGCUACGUGGCUACAACAACAUUGCAAAAGGGAGGGGGAAACAAAAAGGAUCAAAAUUUUCCAAAGUGUCUCAAGGUUUUUGUCUGAGAUUGUAGGAUCAAAAAUCUGGUUUUGGUUUUGUUAAAAGGAACACCCCCUGAGUAUUCAUAUUAUUAUAGAAAUAAGUUGAUUGAAGCCUGAAUAAAAGUAUGAUUGGAUGAAAGUACGUCAAACUAGAAAACCUAUUUUUCAGCAUGAUAAGUCGUGAAAAGUUUCUGAUUCAUCAAAUGAAUGUACCAUGUAGAAAGAAAAUAGGUCCUACCUCAACUAGAUUUAUUUGUUGGAACUUUAUGUGUGCAUAAAGAUACAAAGAGAUGGCUGACCAUUGCUACCACAGUACUACAGCUACUGAACAAGGAUGCUUGGAAUGUUUCAUAAAUAUAACACAUGGUGAAAUCUUCUCUAGCAAUUGAUAGCCGCUUGUUUUCUUACAGUAAAGUCACUGUACUAGCAAGCAGUUUUUGUUCAUCUUUUUUUGCAUGAAAAGAUGCUCCUCAAUGAUUUUCUUUGUUUCCUCAACACUGCUUUUGAAAACAUACAUACUGGUAAAAAAGUUAGACCUAUUUUCACUGUUGAAGAGAAACUGGUCAGAUUUUUUUAAAUUUUCUGGGGAUGGGUGACUUGGUUUCCCUGUAGAAGUUCUUGCCUUAUUGCAUUAUCAGGAAGCAAAUGCAUUUCCUUAUUGAUCCAUGCAUGAGAUGUAUAUUGAUGAAAGACAGAGGUUAAUAUUAUUGUAACUCAUUUUAAUAAUAUUUUUUCGCUAGAACACGCAGUCGUAAGUCCUUGAUGACAGGAUUGAUGUGGUUCCCUCAGUAUGCUCCUGAUGGACAGUUAACCAUUCGCCACACUUGUGAACAGUCUGAUGGGUUGCUGAAGUAUGGCUGGCUUAAACAUGAUGGCACUAACUUUGGAUCUCAAGAAAUAGUUGACAAAGAUUUUGCUUUGGUGACAGACUUUGUAAAACGAUCGGGUGGAGAUCAUGGAGGGGAUUGGACUGCAAGAAUUUCUGGCAAAGAAAUGGUUUGGCCAGCUUUAGUAUCUAAGUACAAUACACACAGCAUCUUUUGCAUUCUCAAAUUAGAUUUUAGUUUUUGAGGUCUUUUUCCUAAACACUUGUAAGCCCAGCUGGGCAAAGGUUGUAAAAUUACAACUACGUGUCCAAUAAUACCUGUAUCUUAUCCUGUUCCAGGCAUUCAGAUAGUGGAAUGUAGCUUGAAGUCAGAAAGUGGGCAAAAAUAAUAACAACCCACCCCUACCCCACCCCCUCGCUGUUUGUGCUACUCACAUCUUUUUGCACCGUCCCCACAAUCUGAAUUUCAGGAAUAGGCUAUCUGUGUCUCUGCCUCUUGUUGUUUUAGUUCUGGAAACUUAUUUCACAUUGCUGUGUUUUAAGUUGAUGUCAGUUCUGAUGGUAACUAAGGACCAAGUGACGUAAUAGCAAUCUCAGACUAUGUUCAAACUAGGCUCCCUUGCAGGCGUUUUUAGGGGAGCUUGUAUUUUGUCUUUUCUUAAAUGCCUGCUCAACUGAGAACAAUAUUCCUUUUUCCAUUGUUUUAUUCGUGUGGCAAGUGACUAAUCAACAGUUGUGAAAUAAAGUGUUGAUGGGACUCAACAGUUGUGUAAUUAGUAAAAAUGUGACCCCAUAGUUACCUUUUUCCUUCUUUUCUUUCCUUCGCUAAGGUUAUGUACUUCACGGUGUAUUCUAAAUUCUGACUAAAUCUUACUUUUGCUGCUCCGAGUCUGACAUUUAUUAGAGGUCAUAAAGCUUUCCUAGUGUUUCAUGCAGAUGGAGUAAUUAUAGGGUUACCCUGUGGUCAGGUCAACUUUCCAGAAUUUGGAAAGUACAAUGUGAUUGGCUGAGUGUGGGAAAGGAAUGUUUUUGUUGAGCAGGCGUUUGUGGGGAGGGACGAAAUAUGAGCUCCCCUAAAAACACCUGCAUGGGAGGUUAUGUUCACACUAUAGCAGCUAGAUUUUUGUGCCAACAUGAAAAGCUAUCCUGUAUAGUAGGCUGAAUUAGCAACAGAAUGGGAACGUCAGUUGACGACGGCGCACGCAGAUCAAACAACUGGCUUGACCAAUGGCAGAGUGGCAAAUUGGGCACCGGAAGUCGUGUUUAGUCCUUUUCGCGCUUUCCCGUCGUCAACUGACGUUCCCGUCCUGUUGCUAGAUCAGCCUAGUAUAAACACUAGACUGGCAGCAGUUUCAGCCAUGAGGAACCAGUCUCUCCUCCUUUUUACAAUUAAUUUGCAUAAUUUUACUUUUUCUCUUGCCGCACAUGGCUCUGUGGAAUGAAGGAUGACUGCUUGAGGUCAAUAUAAUCUCAACUUUAGAGAUUGGUGCUACACAGCUUUGCUCCAUUAAAGAAAUGGCACCGAAAGCACCAUUCUUAUGUGUGAACAGAUCUCUAUCCUGUAUGGUUUUCGGUGUUAAGGCCGAUUUAGACGGUAUGAUUUUUGCUUACGACUAUCGUGCGCGACUAGCAUACGCCAUGACUUCAUGACAGAUUGUAUUGUGUAAAUUUAAUUAGACCCAGGACAUUCGUAGGACACAUUGUGGAUGUUGUAAGUGAAAAUUGUGUGGAAGAUUGAAAGUCAUGGUCAUGAUAGUCAUGAUAGUGUUAAGCAAAAAUUGUACCUUCUAAAUCGGCCUUCAGAAGUUUUAUGCUUUUGUCGCUGGGAGGACCUUGUAUUGGUGUUUUAUUUUGCCAGUACACCCACAACAUCUAAAUAUUAAUAUUAUUUAAAUAUCUAAUUAUUGAUAAAUUAUGACAAUAUUGAUUAAUUUAUAUUUUCAUAUUACUUACAAAAAGAAAUUGAAUACUACUUCCAAAUAGAAAAAGCUAAUAAUAGUUAAUUUGAGGUUUUGUGAAGAAUGUUGUCCUAAAAAGUUAAAAAGGCCAGGGUUUCGAUUUUACUGGGGUCCACCUGAGUACCCUUGUAGACCCUUUCACGCUAUAACCUCUUUCCAAAUCUUUCCUUUUGUAGGGUAACCCAUCCCAGAUUGUGUCGUUGCUCUUUUAUGUGACUCAUGAGGGAGACAGCCACUUCCAACCCGUCAUCCAGAAAAAUGCGCUUACAGCACUCCAUGGCAAUACACCGGAACUUGGUUCGUUUACAAUACACUUUGCUCGUCCAGCUCGAGUGGUGUUCUCGUCGUUUCUUGCCGCUCACACGCCAAACGUGCACUCAGUAAAGGAUAUUGUGAUGCAGAACAUGCGAAUGGCUAAACUCAAGAAUAAAGUACAGCUUCUUUCAUUGGGUGGCCAUGUGACGAGCCGUGACCAGGAAGGGCGUGAAUUGCCAGUGAACUUGUUUGUUCAGCAAUGGACACUUGAGCUCCCUUUUGAUAUGGAGAUUGCCUUUGAAUCUGGAAGUUUCGUAACCAGAGGGGUACGGUUACUAGGGUCAACAUUUGCAAGUCUCAAAGACGAGCUCAGCUCUGAGUUUGAUAGAAAGUUUGAGGAGAAGUUUCCGCUCUCUGCUGAAGGGUUCAGCACUGAUGAGGUACAGUUUGCCCAGGCGGCGCUGAGCAACAUGGUUGGAGGGAUCGGAUAUUUUUAUGGCAGCUCAAGAGUGAUUUCUCGGUAUUUUAAAGAACCAACAGAUUACUGGAACAGUGCAUUGUACACUGCAGUUCCUUCCCGUCCGUUCUUUCCUCGGGGAUUCUUGUGGGACGAAGGUUUCCAUCAACUGCUCAUCAGCCAAUGGGAUGCUAAAAUCAGCAAGGACAUCAUCGGCCAUUGGCUGGAUUUGAUCAAUAUCGAAGGCUGGAUUCCGAGGGAGCAGAUCCUCGGCGACGAAGCACGAACGAAGGUGCCCUCGGAUUUUGUCGUGCAGCACAACGAAAAUGCAAACCCACCAACCUUGAUUCUGCCAAUCAAGUGGAUGCUGGAUAAAGGCGUAUUGGACGAUACGUAUCUACGAAAGAUUUUUCCACGGCUAAAGGCUUGGUUCAAUUGGUUUAACACCACUCAACUGGGUAAGCUUCCGUCAACGUACAGGUGGCACGGACGAGAUGCCAAGACUGACAAGGAACUGAAUCCCAAGACACUCACGUCUGGAUUGGAUGACUAUCCACGUGCGUCACACCCCUCGGAUGACGAACGUCACGUGGAUCUGCGAUGCUGGAUGGCGUUUGCCGCUGGUUUGAUGGCUGACAUUGCUAAAGCUGUCGGUGAGAACUCAGACGCUGUGCUCUACAGAUCGACUAGUGACUAUCUCUCUGAUAACAAGCUGCUGGACAAGUAUCACUGGUCCUCGAAGGCGGAAGCCUACAGCGAUUAUGGAAAUCACACCAAGCUUGUCAAGCUUGUCCAACGAGCUAUCCAACCAUCUCAACCAGGAAGCCCAAAGAAAACGGUCCGUAUUGUGACUUCUAAGCAGGGUCCUACUCUUAAAUAUGUUAAUGCUGUCGGGUACGUAAGUCUGUUUCCUUUCCUGCUUCAAAUAUUGGACCCCGCGUCGCCAAAGCUCGAGAAAGUCCUGAAGGAUUUAAAAGACCCUAAACGUCUCUGGAGUGACUAUGGUUUGAGGUCUCUAGCAAAGAGUGAUCCGAUCUACAAGAAAUACAACACUGAACACGAUGCUCCUUACUGGCGAGGAGCUAUCUGGAUUAACAUCAACUUUUUAGCUGUUAGAGCUUUGAAUCACUAUGCUGGUACUACAGGACCUUAUCAGGAGAAAGCGAAGGAGAUUUACACCGAAUUACGGAACAAUCUAAUUAAAAACAUAUUUAGUGAGUACACAAGAUCGGGCUUUAUAUGGGAACAGUACGAUGAUACCACAGGACGCGGAAAAGGUUCACAUCCCUUUACAGGAUGGUCCUCUUUAGUAGUGCUCAUGAUGUCAGAACACUUUUAACGUUUAGUUUUUUCUAUAAUUAUACUUCUCUGUGUGUGUACUGUGAGUUCACAUUCGAUCACAUUUUUUCUUAUUAAGUAAUGUAGGUAGGUUCAAUUUGUAAUUUAUUAAAAAUGAAAUCAUAUCAUAC
Molecule: messenger RNA, 6397 nt
Organism: Porites lobata
Lineage: Eukaryota; Metazoa; Cnidaria; Anthozoa; Scleractinia; Poritidae
Source: the annotation of a GenBank genome assembly